This is a messenger RNA of Cryptotermes secundus, 2961 nucleotides long. RefSeq names its product GDP-Man:Man(3)GlcNAc(2)-PP-Dol alpha-1,2-mannosyltransferase (gene Alg11). NCBI's taxonomy places the organism in Eukaryota, Metazoa, Arthropoda, Insecta, Blattodea, Kalotermitidae. The transcript is spliced from 10 exons. The record is from RefSeq and is a predicted model, not a curated record. Gene Ontology annotation, cellular component: endoplasmic reticulum membrane. Gene Ontology annotation, molecular function: GDP-Man:Man(3)GlcNAc(2)-PP-Dol alpha-1,2-mannosyltransferase activity. Gene Ontology annotation, biological process: protein N-linked glycosylation. The coding region runs from base 78 to 1760 and encodes 560 amino acids.
CACACUUCACAUCUGUUGAAUGGAAAAGUCUCGAUCAGUGAUCUCAAAGUUGGGUAUUAUUGUUUUCUUUGUUUUGAAUGCGCCAGUACCAAACAGCUGAUACAGUAGCGUUGAGCGUUGAAGUACGCUACAGGCUGCAUCAGAUACAUGUGAAUGUUGUUCGUGUGUCCACGAAGUUUGUGUUUGGCUGCGUGGAAUACAUUGUGUGGAGUACAGAUUCCGUUAUAGAAAUGAGUUUAUGUUGUUCUAUAUCAGUACUGCUGAAAUUUGUCCUUCAUACUACAGUAGCAGGAUUAUUAAUUUUAAUUGUUGGACUUCCAUUGCUUAUUAUUGUCGCAAGAAACUAUUGCAGGAAACAAAGAGAAUCCUUACCUAAGGAUGGAGGAUUUUGUGUUGGGUUCUUUCAUCCAUACUGUAAUGCAGGUGGAGGAGGGGAGAGAGUCCUGUGGUGUGCAGUCAAGGCAAUGCAAGCUCGAUAUGCCCAUGUGAAGAUUGUGGUUUAUACGGGGGAUUCAGAUGCUACUCCCAAAGACAUCUUGAAACUUGCUGAACAGAGAUUCAAUAUCAAAUUAAUAGCUCCUGUUCAGUUUGUAUAUUUACGACGACGGAGAUGGGUUGAAGCUGACAUGUAUCCAUAUUUCACGCUGCUAGGGCAGAGUUUGGGCUCCAUUGUGCUUGGAGCAGAGGCACUUGCAGCUUUUGUCCCUGAUCUUUACAUCGAUACAAUGGGGUAUGCAUUCACAUUACCUAUUUUCAAGUUGAUUGGAGGCUGUAAUGUGGCAUGUUAUGUCCAUUACCCAACCAUUACUGGUGACAUGUUGCGACGGGUGUCAGGACGUGUGAUUGCUCAUAACAACCAUCCGUAUGUUGCUCGCAGUCCAUUUCUUACAGCAGGAAAACUCCUCUAUUACAGACUUUUUGCAUGGCUGUAUGGAUGGGUUGGUCGGUGCUCAGACAUUGUGAUGGUGAAUUCUAGUUGGACAGAGGAACAUAUCAGUGACCUGUGGCAGUGCUCCUUGAAAACCCAUCGUGUCUAUCCCCCAUGUGAUGUGGAGGAAUUAAAACAGAUACCACUAUUGUCAGAAGGCAGCAAUUCACAAAAUGGUGCAGAACAUGAAGAGAUGCUGAAAAGGCCAAAUGAUUUCAACAAGAAAACAAAUCUUAUCAAAAUUGUAUCAGUUGGCCAGUUCAGGCCUGAGAAGGAUCAUCCGCUGCAGCUGAGGGCAAUGCAUGAGUUACGACAGCUUGUUUCAGAAGAUGUGUGGGACAAUAUAAUGCUAGUAUUUGUGGGGUCUUGCCGGAACAAAGAAGAUCAGGAUAGGGUCCGAGACAUGCAAGACUUGUGUAAGCAUCUCUCAUUGGAGAAUAAUGUCCAGUUCAGAGUUAAUAUCAACUAUGAUGAACUCAAGAGAGAACUACAAGAAGGAAUGAUUGGCUUGCAUGCCAUGUGGAAUGAACACUUUGGCAUUGGCGUGGUGGAAUGCAUGGCUGCAGGACUCAUUAUGGUAGCACAUCGAUCUGGUGGCCCACUUAUGGAUAUUAUUGUGGAAUCAGAAGGAAGUCAGAAUGGUUUCCUAGCAACAGACGAGGCUGACUAUGCCAUGGCUAUUGCCACCAUAUUGAAAUUAUCUCCACAUGCAAGAAAAAUAAUUCGGGAUGCUGCCAGGGCAUCAGUGGAUCGUUUUUCUGUAGAAGAAUUUGAAAAGGGGUUCUUAAGAGUCAUACAUCCUUUUUCCCAUAGAAUGUGCACUGAAACAUAAUAGUAACAUAUUUAUGUAUUUAUUUAUAUAUACAAAGGAAUAAAAGACAAACAUAUAAAAUGGGAUGUAACAGUAAUUAGCAUUUCUCAGUGUUAAUUACCCUUAAGACACAAAACUAAUGGCUGCUGCUGUUGUAUGUUGAGGUGCUUAACAUUGAUAAAUGCUGUACUGAGUCUCAUUCGUUUUCUGCAUGGUAGUUAUUACUUGGUUUCAGAAAUGAAUUGCUAAUUCUCAUGGUGGUCCCAGAAUAUAUUCAUUUGCAAUUUUUUUUCUCAUAUAAACAAUGAAAUUUCAUUUGGAGUGGCUCCUUCCAGCUGAUGAAGGCCUACUGACAGUUACUGAGUCUAAGAAUGGUCUUUUAAUUGUAAAUUCGUAAAACACGAUAGCCCAAGUAAAAAUUUCCUCAAACAGUGACAACAGCAAUGUUAGCAUACAAUGCACCAUUCUAAGCUGAAGCUUGAAGCUAAACUUAGAUACGAAUAUUUUAUGAGUGUCACUGCACUCUGACUUUGGAACACAGUGGAAAUAACUGACUGUAAAAGCAAUCAGAUGGUGAGAAAUAGGUGCACUCACUUGGAAUUCCCUACAAAGGAAGGACUCUGGUUUUUAUAUAUUACGUUGCUAGAGGCUGGGUGAUGCAAUGUGAAUAUUUCUCUGAUCUUCAAAUAAAGGCAUGGAAUAAAAAUAAUGAAGAUGACUAAUAUUUUUAUAUUCUUUUAUGGUAAGCUGCACCAUAACAAGCCAUGCAUGUUUGUCCCCAUAUUUUUUAAAGAUGUGGAUACUAUGUAAUCGCACCAUUGCCAAAUAAUUCCUUUCUUCCUAUGUACUCUGUCAUUUAGCCUUGACAUUUCUUCAGUUUGAAUUACCUGUAUGCAGUUGUAUGCAUAGAAUAUUAUACCUUGUGUAGUUACUUUUUAUGUACAUAGUGACGAUUUCAUGGACUACAAAAAAGUUUUGUUUCUCCACCGUGACUGUCUUAUGUCACAUAGUACUGUUUGUUAUUGUAUAUGUGGAUAAUUGGAUUACAGGCAACAAGUGGAAACUUGUUUACUGAAUUUUAUUUUUACAUGAGAAUAAAAUUCCUACACUAUAGCAACAUGGUUUUUAUUUUGAACCUUAUGAAACAAAGCUGUAUUCUUUUUAAGGAAAUCAACUUUUGUCUAAUUUAAACUCUCCGACAGAAAUAAAUUUGUACACUGUA